Molecule: messenger RNA, 840 nt
Organism: Microsporum canis CBS 113480
Lineage: Eukaryota; Fungi; Ascomycota; Eurotiomycetes; Onygenales; Arthrodermataceae
Exons: 1
Coding region: 1-840 (279 amino acids)
Source: RefSeq, a predicted model, not a curated record
AUGCCUUCAUUCCCCUUCAGGCGUCAAGGUGGCAAUGGUAGCAACCAGAGAGGACCCCUAGACUACUCGGGCAUCCAGCCUGGUCGAACGAUGGCCUCUGUGAUUGGACGUCGUCGUUUUCCACACAUACACGCACCCGGUCCCGGGUUCAGAAGUGCAGAACACCUCGUCAGACAGCCACACCCUAGAGCACAAGCUCACUAUCAGGACAUCCCCGUACAGGCUCGCCACGGUCUAUUCAACGAUACCCAUAACCGCCAUCAAGUCGGCCCGCAGACUCGAGCCCACAUAUCCGCACAUCAACUCGCACAUAUGCGAGGGGCGCAAACUGUCCCAGUUCGCGCCGUUGCCGAUGGUCACAGAUGCCAUCAAGCCGCUUUUACACCUACCACCCGCCCCCAGCCUCGUCGUGUGCAUCUCGUCAACCUACAAACUGGCCCACCCGUAACUAUACGUGCUCGACGGCCAGAUGGAAGGCAUCACGCCGACCCCCGCCCCUGUCAUCACAGACGAAGACGACUCCACGAUACGUCUGAUAUAUACACUGACGGGGAGCAUACAGUAGUCUUCGACGAAUCUGAUUGGUCCUCUGACGACGAGUCUCAAUUAGGUGUCCCAUCCUUCCUCAGGGAGGAACAUGAUCGCAGACGCCGGAGGCGAACUGGUCGACGGCGUGUGCACUCGAGGGACCGUUCACCUGAUGGCUCGUCUGCAGAUGAGUCUAUAUUUGUCUUCGAUGAUGAGUACGAUGAGCCAUGGUCGUCGGACCGACGCUGGGAUGACUCGCGCUCGUAUGUUCGAAAGAGGCCUGAGGAUAUGUACUGGUGGUUUGGGCAGUGA